Molecule: messenger RNA, 2734 nt
Organism: Molossus molossus (Pallas's mastiff bat)
Lineage: Eukaryota; Metazoa; Chordata; Mammalia; Chiroptera; Molossidae
Gene: DARS2
Product: aspartyl-tRNA synthetase 2, mitochondrial
Exons: 17
Coding region: 545-2506 (653 amino acids)
Biological process (GO): aspartyl-tRNA aminoacylation
Cellular component (GO): mitochondrion; cytoplasm
Molecular function (GO): nucleic acid binding; ATP binding; aspartate-tRNA ligase activity
Source: RefSeq, a predicted model, not a curated record
CUUGGUGCCCUGGGCGACCUGCGGGUGGGCUCGGACCCUCAGGACGUUUUGGAUUUGCCCUCGUCCUCAUUUUGAACAUGCGAGGUCGGCGCCAGGAAAUUUGAAAUGCGAGGCUGAGUUCUCCCUGUUUUCCGGUACUGCCGCGGGAACCUUCGGGGAAGCGUAGACGGAAGGGAAGGGCGUGCGCGUGAUGACCGGCCCCUUCCGUCUCUGCGUGAUCGUGGGGUCCCACCUUGAGUUGCUGUGUGGACGCCUUCUUACACAUCUGGCCGCAGCUGUUUGUUAGAAGUGGAAACUGGUGCAUGGAAAGGAGAGAAAAGGUCUUCUAGCUACUCCCCAAGGACUCCGAAGACCUUGCAGAUCGGUCUGGUUUCUAGACACGUGUAUUUGAAUGUUUAGCGGAGAAGCGCUCAAAUAUCGGAGCAGAGAGUAGGAACUCCUAGCAUUUCAAGGGGUUCAUGUGUAUUUCCAGGAAUGACUGUUGACCACCUUCCUACACGGGCAGUGUGGGAUUCGUGAGCGCCUCUCGUCCUGCGGCUGCAACAUGUUCUCCAGUUGGUUUAAGCGGCUCGACAGGGGCUUAGCCACACCCGCCGGAAGGAUCGCCCAGCUGAUCUGCGGGUCUCUCUCCAGAAGUCUGGUGCUGAGUGCCCAUCGGAGAGUUCCAGAACUCAGUAGCUUUGUUGCCCGGACCAACACGUGUGGAGAAUUGCGUUCUUCUCAUUUAGGCCAAGAAGUCACAUUGUGUGGAUGGAUUCAAUAUCGAAGGCAAAACCUCUUCCUGGUCCUAAGAGAUUUCCAGGGGCUUGUUCAAGUUGUCAUUCCCCAGGAUGAGUCAGCUGCUUCCGUGAAGAAGAUACUAUGUGAAGCCCCCGUGGAAUCUGUGGUGCAAGUGACUGGGACAGUGAUUUCCCGACCUCCAGGACAAGAGAACCCAAAAAUGCCAACAGGUGAGAUUGAAAUCAAGGUUAAAACGGCUGAACUUCUGAAUUCCUGCAAGAAGCUGCCCUUUGAAAUGAAGGACUUUGUGAAGAAAACAGAGGCUCUUCGUUUGCAGUAUCGCUACUUAGACUUGCGUAGCUUCCAAAUGCAGUAUAAUCUCCGGCUGAGGUCCCAGAUGGUCACGAAAAUGCGGGAAUAUCUCUGUAAUCUACAUGGGUUUGUGGAUGUAGAAACACCGACAUUAUUUAAGAGGACUCCGGGGGGCGCAAAAGAGUUUGUAAUACCAUCCAGGGAACCUGGAAAGUUCUAUUCUCUCCCUCAGAGUCCACAACAGUUUAAGCAGCUUUUGAUGGUCGGUGGUUUAGACAGGUAUUUUCAGGUUGCCCGAUGUUACCGAGAUGAAGGUUCGAGACCAGACAGACAGCCCGAGUUUACUCAGAUUGACAUAGAGAUGUCUUUUGUAGACCAGACCGGGAUCCGGAGUCUGAUUGAGGGUUUGCUCCAGUAUUCCUGGCCCAGCGACAAAGGUCCUGUGGGAGUCCCUUUUCCGUCUGUGACUUUUGCCGAGGCACUGGCCAGCUAUGGAACUGAUAAACCCGACACUCGCUUUGGGAUGAAGAUUGUAGAUGUCAGUGACGUGUUCAUAAACACAGAGGUUGGCUUUCUUCAAGAUGCACUGAGCAAACCCCAAGGAACCGUCAAAGCCAUAUGCCUCCCCAAGGGAGCAAAAUACUUAAAAAGGAAAGACAUUGAGUCCAUUAGAAAAUUUGCAGUGGACCAUUUUGAUCAGGAAGUCUUACCUGUGUUCCCAAAAGCCAAUAGGAACUGGAACUCUCCGGUUGCUAAGUUUGUGAUGGAGGAACAAGGAUUGGGACUGAACAGACGAAUGGAGAUCCAGGAGGAGGAUGUGGUCCUGCUGACUGCCGGAGAGCACAAGACAGCAUGCUCUUUGUUGGGGAAAUUGCGACUGGAAUGUGCGGACCUUCUAGAAGCAAGAGGAGUGGUGCUUCGUGACCCGGCUGUUUUCUCCUUCCUCUGGGUGGUGGAUUUCCCACUGUUCCUUCCCAAGGAGGACAGCCCCGGAGAGCUGGAGUCGGCCCACCACCCGUUCACGGCUCCCCACCCCAGUGACGUCCACCUCCUACGCACUGAGCCUGAAAAGGUCCGCAGCCAACACUACGACUUGGUUUUGAAUGGCAGUGAGGUAGGAGGCGGCUCUAUCCGAAUCCACGACGCACAGCUCCAGCGCACCGUCCUGGAAGUGUUCCUGAAGGAAGACGUGAAAUUGCUCUCCCACCUGAUCCAGGCUUUAGAUUACGGGGCGCCCCCUCAUGGAGGAAUUGCCUUAGGGUUAGACAGACUGAUAUGCCUUGUCACUGGAGCACCGAGCAUCAGAGAUGUCAUAGCCUUCCCCAAAUCCUUCCGGGGGCAAGACCUAAUGAGCAAUGCCCCAGAUUUUAUCCCUCCUGAGGACCUGAAGCCCUAUCACAUUCAGGUCUCCUGGCCAACAGAGUUAGAAGCAGAAAAGAACUCAUUGAAGCAUCCACACCGUCCAGAAAGUUGAGCUUUGGAAAAGUUUCCUCCUCUUCGCUCAAUCAGAUCCGGAGUUCUGCCGCAGACCUGACACGUCCCUUGGUGGAAGGGCUCCAGGCCACAUUCUUCACCACAAUGAAGAAACAAGUAGAAGGUGUCCAGUCUUGACUCGAUAACAUGCAAUAUUAGGAACUCUUUGUUUGGGACUUUGUUGGAGUUUCUUUUUACUUGGAGAGGUCUGAAAGAUGGCUCUUUGUUG